UUUCUCAUAAAUUGAGCCACAAACUUUCAUGGCAUUUGAGAGUGCUGGAGUUUAGGGUUUAGAGUUUAUGGGUGGAAUAUGAGGCUUUUGUGAGGGUUGCAGGGAUUUUCGGCGACUCGCAAGGCUUGUCGCAGAGGAUUGCUGCGGAGUCUGGCUAUGGCGGCCGACACGGCGAGCAGCGGCGACAUCCAGGCUCAACAGCGAUCCCCACCAGAACGUCAGGAUCCCCCGCCUAACAAAUUGCAUUACCUCCGCCCAUCCUACUGGGACGAACGCUUCCAAGGUGAACAGCACUACGAAUGGUUCAAGAACUACUCGCAUUUUCGACAUCUUGUGUUGAAGCACAUCAAACCGACCGACAGGGUGCUGGAGGUCGGUGCAGGCUCGUCGAGGCUGAGCGAGGACAUGUACAGAGAUGGCAUCCGGCACAUCACCUGCACGGAUUUGUCGACAGUGGCCGUGGAGCGAAUGCGGGAGCGGUUCGUCGAUCUACCAGGUAUGGUAGCUGCGGAAGCCGACAUGCUGAACUUGCCUUUCGACGACGAGAGCUUCGAUGUCGUCAUUGAGAAAGGCGCCAUGGAUGUACUGUUUGUGGACUGUGACGAUCAAUGGAGCCCAGAGCCCGAAGUCGCAAAGCGAGUGCGAGGAAUGCUCGCGGAAGCGCACCGUGUGUUGAACCCUACGGGCGUGUUCAUCACCAUCGCCUUUGGCCAACCUCAUUUCCGGAGACCGUUCUUCGAGGCCGAAGGGUUGACGUGGAGCAUGAAGUAUGAAACAUUCGGAGACAACUUCCAUUACUUUUUCUAUACUUUGUACAAGGGGACGAAGGAUGCUGGCGAGUCUUUUUCAUUGGAAAGUAUGGCUGUGCCCCUCUCACUAGGCAUGGAGCAUGAGAACAUGGACAGCGAGGACUAUUUAUUACAGUCUGGUCUAUCUGAUGACGACGACGACGACGACGAAGAAAGGGCUUGUCAGUCUUGAUUUCCACUUCAAGAGUGGGCUCUUGUUCUGACACAGCCAAGGAUUAAGCUGAAAUAGUCUAGGAUUUCAAGGUGAGGGAGUUAAGUGACACUCUUUAUUGGGUGGCGAUGACAUGAUGUAUUUGUUGACACACUUAUGCCAUCAACUAGCAUUAGCAGCGUUCAGAUGCACGGUUACGUUUCAGGCAGGCCGUUGAGAGGAAUGAAAGCAUGCCCGCCGUGCACAAGCUUAUUGGGAAUCGACGCUGCCAGGCGUGUCUCUAGCGCAUUUGCAGGUUUCAUUUGACUGUUUAGUUCUACUCCUAUGGCCAGGUCUUUUAGUUGACCUACACUCCGCUCAGAAGUGUCGCAUGGAGGACUGAUUUAUGUAGCUGUUUAAUCGAACAUAAUGUUCACUUUUAUAGUAGAUCAUGUAGGGGUUCUUGUCGUAAAUUGUCCCAGAGGUGAUAUUUUUUACGGAUUGUUCAGUUGUUGUCAGCUAGAACAUGAACAGGAUCCCCAGUGAUGAGAGGUUUACAGUUGUUUGAAGGGGUUGUUUUCGAGAGCGUCGGUCUUCUGGGUGCGAAUUAGGGGUAGAAGUCAUUCUGUCCGAACACGUUUGAAGGGUGGUUGAUAAAUCGGUCCGUCAACCUGCGAAAUCAAUGUGUAUAACAAUUAAUAGAAUCCUUUAAUGAGACUUACGAACACAUUUGUACUUUCUCGAUUAUUUAAUCUCAUGACAUGCUUGUCCAUUUGGAAUCA
Molecule: messenger RNA, 1721 nt
Organism: Physcomitrium patens
Lineage: Eukaryota; Viridiplantae; Streptophyta; Bryopsida; Funariales; Funariaceae
Molecular function (GO): S-adenosylmethionine-dependent methyltransferase activity
Source: RefSeq, a predicted model, not a curated record